AUGCCGAAGGUUAAGACGAGAAUAAUGAACGAUUCCUGGCUGAGACAAAGAGAAAUUGGCCAGCGGCUACCUUUAGGAUAUGCUGAUAGGUUUUCCAAACGGUUAUAUUCGUCAAUUCUCCCAUGUACAUCGUGGGAUCAUGGCGAAAAUUUGAGACAUGCAAUGCAUGGUGGUGUCUUCAAUUUGGAAUUUUCACCUGAUGGAUCUCUUCUGGUUGCAGCAUGUGAAAAGAAGAGCAUAUUAAUGUUUGACCCUCUUUGUCGAAGACUGAUACAUGCAGUAGACAAUGCUCAUCGAGACUGUGUUAACUGUGUUAGGUUCUUGGAUUCCCGUGUUUUUGCAACAUGCAGUGAUGACAGUACUGUGGCACUGUGGGAUGCUCGUAAUUUGAAGUCUCAAAUACGUACCCUUCAUGGCCAUUCCAAUUGGGUAAAAAACAUAGAAUUCUCUCCACGAGAUGGGUUGCUGGUAACAUCUGGUUUUGACGGCAGUAUCUACACGUGGGAUAUUAACAGCUAUACAGAAAGUGGCUUUGUGUACAAUCGUGUCUUCCAGACAAAUGGGUUGAUGCGAACAAGACUUAAUCCAGAUGCCUCAAAGAUGAUCAUAUGUACUACAGGCGGGUACUUAAUCAUUAUCCACAAUCUUGACCUCAUGACCAUGGCGCAAGAUCUCGUUGAUUUCAAGCCCAACAUGUACCGACUGAUGCAGCUGAGUCAGACAACUAUUCCUGUGGCAGCAAAAUUCACUCACUUGUUCUCUCACCAGCGUAAGACCAACAGAGUGGAGUUUGUGACUGACUUUCCUACAGGGGAUGAUGCGGAAGUUGUCUCUUCCUUGCAGAUCCACCCCCAGGGCUGGUGUGCCCUCAGUCGCAACAUCAGCAAUGAUGAGAACUCUGAGGUGAGUGUACUGAUCGUAUCGUUCGAGAUUUGGAAGCUUCCCGAUUCAUAUUUUGGCUCACUUGCCGGUUUACCUCAGGCUCUCCAUCAAGCAGUGGCCCCUUCCAAAUUCUCAUUCUCAUUCAACACUGCAUAA
Messenger RNA from Zootermopsis nevadensis, 1038 nucleotides. Its product is annotated as DDB1- and CUL4-associated factor 10 homolog. Lineage: Eukaryota; Metazoa; Arthropoda; Insecta; Blattodea; Termopsidae. Gene Ontology annotation, cellular component: Cul4-RING E3 ubiquitin ligase complex. The record is from RefSeq and is a predicted model, not a curated record. Gene Ontology annotation, molecular function: protein binding.